Messenger RNA from Meloidogyne enterolobii, 537 nucleotides. NCBI's taxonomy places the organism in Eukaryota, Metazoa, Nematoda, Chromadorea, Rhabditida, Meloidogynidae. The record is from the annotation of a GenBank genome assembly.
AUGAAUUUUUAUCGUUAUUCCGUCACCGGUUUUGACGACCUCCAAUUAAUGUUACGUCAAUUAGAUUCUCGUUUAAAACAAAGUUCGCAUCCAGACAGACCUUUACCUUCCCAUAUUAUUUUUGUUUAUUUUACUGAUUCGAAAUUAUCUGACGGCUCUAAUUGGUGUGAGGACUCUGCUAAAGCAGACCCUGUAGUUUGGCUAGCUUUGGAUAAAUUGGAGGAAAAAUUAAAAAAUGAAGAGUUAAAUAGUUCUAGUCCAAUUAAUAAUGUGCCUAUACAUUGGGUUAAUUGUCAAGUUGGUGCUCGUGAUUACUGGUAUAAUCCAAAUAAUCCAUUUCGACGUGAUCCUCAACUUCGUCUACACCAAAUUCCAGCAUUAUUAGCCAUGUUUAAAAAGGGUGGAGAAUGGGCAGAUUGGGGGAAUACUGAAGAUGUUAGUCAAAUUUAUGAAAAAGAAGAAUAUUUUGGUGAUUUAAAAGCUAUACAAGUUGUGAUUGAUGAUUUUUUACAUUUGGCUAGUAGAUUUGCUAAUUGA